UCAAAGUCCAGAGUCCAUCUACUGUAACUGUGAGUACUUCUCUCUUCAGUCGCAUAUGUGCAAACUUUACUCUGAUUUUUUCUUUGCGAUUAAUAAGUAAAUAUGGAAAAGGUCACCGACUACCUCGUCAGAUAUAAAAACUACAACUUUGCAGUUGGUUACACAACUGCAGAGUACAUUGAUUCCCUCCAGAGCUUUGAAAUACGAGACAGUGACACAUUCCUUGUCACUUAUCCAAAGUCAGGCACUAUAUGGACUCAACAGAUCAUCAUCUCCAUCUGUGAGUUAGACGGGGGUCUGAAUGAAUAUCCCAACAACUUGGAGCAGAUGCCAUGGUUGGAGUACAGGGAGGGUCGUGAGGACUACUCCCUGCGACCAUCACCGCGACUCUUCGCCUCUCACCUCACCCCGGCUCUCCUGCCUCCUGGACUGAAGGAGAAGAAGGCAAAGAUCAUCUAUGUGAUGCGGAACCCAAAGGACAACAUUGUGUCUUAUUACCACUUCAGUCAUGCCAUAGCUGACCUUGAGUCUCCCAAGAGCUUCGAAGUUUUCUUUGAGCAGUAUUUGACGGGAAAUGUUGGAGCAUCGUCCUGGUUUGACCACAUCAGGGAGUGGCACUCUAAGAAAGACCAGUAUGACAUCCUGUUUCUGACCUAUGAGGACAUGGUUUUGGAUCUGAAGACAGCUGUAACAAAGAUUUGCAGUUUCUUGGGGAAAAACCUCAGUGAAGCUUCGAUUCAGCAAGUUGUAGAAAAAGCUACAUUUAAGACCAUGAGGGACAACUCAAAAGCCAACUAUAAGUUCCUGCCACCAGAGAAGCUCAGCGGAGACUUCAUGCGUAAAGGUAAGAUCGGUGACUGGAAGAACACCUUUACAGACGCUCAGAGUCAAAGAGUGGAUCGACUCCUUCAGGAGAGACUCGGUGACUUAUCUCUAAACUUCAUCUGGGAAUGAGGAGAGCAGCUACAGAAACCUUCAAAGAUAAGGCUGGUGAUUGUUUUUAGUUAUUUUCUCAUUGUCAACAAUUGUGCAGAGCCAAACCAACAUGUGUGGACUGUAGACCUUUGUUGUUGUCCAAAAACUGUGAAAAACAUAUCAACCACACCACUGCACUCGGUGACAUGUUCCUUAAUUACAACGAGUUUGGACUCUGGAUGUUAAUUUGUUUAGAAAUGGCUACAAAGACUAAAAACAGCGAUCACAUUUUUAGAGUAGUUCUGUGUAAGACUGUUUUCAAGUCUUGCUUGUUGUGCUACAUUUAACAACCUCUUGAUUUUGUGCUGCUGUACCAGUCCCUGUCCUGGACCUACUAUUUUCAAUGUUGAUUGAUUUUUACUGUGCCUCUCUCCUCUCUCAACCCCCAACUGGUCGAGGCUAGACGCUCACCUAGAGCCAGGUUCUGUCUGAGGUGUCUUUCCGUUAAAGGGUGGUUUUUCCUUGCUGCUGUUGCCUAGUGCUUGCUCAUGUGGGAACGUUGGGUUUCUUUAAAUUAAAUUAAAAAGUACGAUUUAUACCUCCUCUAUGUGAAAAGUGCCUUGAGGACUAUUGGUUUUGAUUUGGUGCUAUAUAAAAAAAGAUUGAUUGUAAUAAAGCUCUUAGAGACUUUUAUCAAAAUCAAGAAGUUGGUGAUAUGUGGCACAAGCAGCUAUUGAUGCUCUGUAAACAGUUACAUCACAUACUCAGCAGUGUCUCAUUACAUGGAAACAAUGGUGCAUUUCAUUUGUACUUGGAAGUCGGAAAAUUCAAGUGGAACCACUUCCCGAAGUAGGAUAUCUGACUUCAACCUUGACUUUAAAAAAAAAAAUCCAAAAUGGUAGCCCCAUGCAGGAAUAGUGUGGAAUUUGUAGUAAUAUCCUGUUAAUUAGCAGUCUUGUCUUAUUUGUGUCUCAUUAAAUCACUCGUACAACACAGCACUGUCUGACUACUAUUUAUGACCAUGUUGCUAUGCUGUUUAUAUGUGCAAAACACAGUGAAAUGCUUUUUUAUGAACUGGUAUUGCUACCAAUGGCUAACCUGGCUGGAACUGGUUUUCUGACUUCUUGAACUAAAAUGAUUCGAACUCGGGUGUAACUUCAUUCUCAGCCCUGACUUCCAACUUCGGAGGUAAAUGAAUAAAUGAAUGAAUGAAUGAAUGAAUGAAUAAAAACACAGCACUACUCUCCAGAAACUGAAAAUGUGAUCGUUUUUCUAGCAUUCGGAGUGGUUCCCAAAGAAUCCGUGGCUUUGUUAUGAAGGAACAUGUCACCCAGUGCAGUGGUGUCAGGCUUUGGAUACACACACAAUACUUUCAUUCAUUGCCAGUUUGCCUCUGCACGCAAGAAGAAUCUAGAAAAUCACCAGCCUUUAUCCUUCAAGAUGUUUUCAUGUUCUUAUUCCUAAAAAAGCUAAAAACACCCAAAUUCAUUUACGCUGUUUGUGAACAACUUCAACUUACAACACACAGUUAAUUGUAAAUAAAGCAAACAAGCAA
Molecule: messenger RNA, 2470 nt
Organism: Scomber japonicus (chub mackerel)
Lineage: Eukaryota; Metazoa; Chordata; Actinopteri; Scombriformes; Scombridae
Gene: sult3st1
Product: sulfotransferase family 3, cytosolic sulfotransferase 1
Exons: 6
Coding region: 103-954 (283 amino acids)
Biological process (GO): sulfation
Cellular component (GO): cytoplasm
Molecular function (GO): sulfotransferase activity
Source: RefSeq, a predicted model, not a curated record